UGCCAACCUGUUUGCAUUGUACAUUGUAUUUUUUUGUGUGAGAUUUUGGGGCAACAAGAGAGAUUAUACCCCAAGAUGAAGCAUGCCCCGCGCCAUCGUACCCGUUCAAAAGCGGACACGCAAACAGCAUUGUCACCCCAGACAGGAGGAGCCACCACGCUACCCCUCAAGGACACAUCGAACAUCAGCGAGAAGUCGCUGAUCGCCAAGGAGCCACAGCGACCGCUCCAGUGCCUGGAGACACUUGCCCAGAAGGCGGGCAUCAGCUUUGACGAUUCCCUGGACGUGACCCAGCAGCAGGCAACCCCAACCACAAAAAGGCGAAAGGGCAACGGAAACGAAAACGGUGAAGGAGCAGCAGGAGAAGGAGCUGGGACACCGCGCACUACACGUCGCACCCGCACUCCCAGUGUUACCCCACAGCACGCCCGACACAACAGCAACAGCAGUAGCAGCCACAGCCACACGAUGGAGAAGUCACAGAGCCCCGCACAACAGGUGGCGUCCGCCACGACGGUGCCCCUGCAGAUCUCACCGGAGCAGCUGCAGCAGUUCUACGCGAGCAACCCGUACGCCAUCCAGGUGAAGCAGGAGUUCCCCACGCACACGGCCGGCACAACCACCACGGAACUGAAGCAUGCGACGGGUCUGCUGGACGCCAGCCAGGCGAGCCAGUUGCAGCAGAUGCAGCUCCAGCAGCUGACGGCGGCGGCAGCGGAUGCAGCCGGGGGAAACGGUUCUGCAGGCGGUGGAGGAGGAGCCCAGGGCGGAGGCGCACCCAGUCCGGCGAACCAGCAGGGACAGCAACAGCAGCAGCAACAGCACUCGACGGCCAUUAGUACGAUGUCGCCGAUGCAGCUGGCGGCAGCCACCGGCGGAGUGACCGGCGACUGGUCACAGGGUCGGACCGUGCAGCUGAUGCAGCCUUCGACGGGGUUAUUCUACCCACCCAUGAUGAUAUCCGGCAACCUGCUGCACUCCGCGGGCCUCGGCCAGCAGCCCAUACAAGUGAUCACCGCCGGGAAGCCGUUCCAGGGCAACGGCCCACAGAUGAUCACCACCACCACGCAGAACGCCAAACAGAUGAUCGGGGCGCAGGGCGGUUUCGCCGGCGGCACCUACGCCAUCCCUUCCAGCCAGUCACCGCAGACGCUGCUCAUCUCUCCAGUCAACGUCAUCUCCCACUCGCCGCAGCAGCAGCAGAGCCUCCUCCAGUCGAUGGUCGCCCAGCAGCAACAGCAGCAGCAACAACUGAACGCCCAGCAGCAGCAGCUGACGGCUCAGCAGGCGGUGGCCAUGGCCAAGGCAGGAGUGGGAGUGGGUGUGGGAGCCGACGCCCAGGGCAAGAUGCAGGCGCAGAAGGUGGUCCAGAAGGUGACCACCACCACCAACACGGUGCAGGCUGCGUCGGCAGGCGCUGGGGGGGCACAGUCGCAGCAGCAACAGCAGCAGCAAACCACCACCCAGCAGUGCGUACAGGUCUCUCAGUCGACACUGCCCGGCGUGGGAGUGGGAGUGGGUGUGGGCGGGCAGCUGCUGAAUCCGCUGGGAGGUGCCGGCGCGGGCCAGGCGCAGCAGAUGCAGCUCGGUCCCUGGUUCUGGCAGAACGGCCUGCAGCCCUUCGGCUCGAACUCCAUCAUCCUGCGGGGCCAGCCGGACGGCACUCAGGGCAUGUUCAUCCAGCAGCAGCCCACCACGCAGACCCUCCAGACGCAGCAGAACCAAAUCAUCCAGUGCAAUGUAACCCAGACACCUACCAAGCCUCGCACCCAGCUGGAUGCCCUGGCUUCCAAGCAACAACAGCAGCAGCAACAACAACAGCAGCAGGCGGCGGCCAACAGCCAAGCGCAGCAGCAGCAACAACAACAACAGCAGCAGCAACAACAGCUGGCUGUGGCCACGGCCCAACUGCAACAACAGCAGCAGCAGCUGACGGCCCUGCAGCGUCCUGGCGCACCGAUUAUGCCCCACAAUGGGACGCAGGUGCGCCCGGCCAGCUCCGUGUCCACGCAGACGGCGCAGAACCAGAACCUGCUGAAGGCCAAGAUGCGGAACAAGCAGCAGCCCGUCCGUCCGGCAUUGCCGGCCCUCAAGACGGAGAAUGGUCAGGUGGUGGCGGUUGGUGCGGUGCAGAGCAAGGCAGUGGGCCAGCACAUGGCUGCCGUACAGCAGCAGCAACAGCAGCACCAGCAGCAACAACAGGCGAACCUUCACCAGGUGGUCACCACAGCGGGAAACAAGAUGGUCGUGAUGAGCACGGGCACGCCCAUAACCCUGCAGAAUGGCCAGACCCUGCAUGCAGCCACUGCGGCCGGAGUGGACAAGCAGCAGCAACAGCAGCAGCAGCUGCAGCUCAUGCAGAAGCAGCAGUUCCUGCAGCAGCAAAUGUUCCAACAGCAGAUAGCCGCCAUCCAGAUCCAGCAGCAGGCAGCAGCGCAACAGCAGCAGCAGCAACAAGUCGCCCAGCAGCAACAGCAGCAGCAACAGCAACAUCAGCAACAACAACAGCAGCAGCAGCAGGCGGUGGCCCAAGCGCAGCAGGAUCAGCGGCAACAGGUGGCACAGGCUCAGGCCCAAGCUCAGGUUCAGGCGCAGCAACACCAGCAGCAACAGGCCCUGGCUCAGCAAAUACUGCAGGUAGCGCCCAACACCUUCAUCACCUCCCACCAACAGCAGCAGCAGCAGCUCCACAACCAACUGCUUCAGCAGCAGCUCCAGCAGCAGGCACAGGCUCAAGUGCAAGCUCAGGUUCAGGCUCAGGCACAGCAGCAACAACAACAACGGGAGCAGCAGCAGCAGAACAUCAUCCAACAAAUUGUGGUGCAGCAGGCGGCCGGGGCAGGCCAACAGCAGCAGCAACAACAACAACAACAACAGCAGCAGCAGCAGACGCAACCGGCACAAUUGCAGCUGAGCAGCGUCCCCUUCUCGGUAUCCUCGACCACGACGCCCGCAGGAAUAGCCACCUCGAGUGCCCUCCAGGCCGCCCUCUCGGCCUCUGGCGCCAUCUUCCAGACGGCCAAGUCGACCAGCAGCAGCUCCUCUCUGCCCACCAGCAGCGUAGUGACAAUAAGUAACCACACAACGGGUCCCCUGGUCACCAGCAGCACGAUGGCAGCCAGCAUCCACCAAGCCCAGCUCCAGCAGCAGCAACACCAACAGCAGCAGCAGCAGCAGCAACAACAGCAGCAGCAACAACAGCAACAGCAACAUCAGUUAAUCUCCGCCAGCAUUGCAGCGGCCACACAGCAGCAGCAGCAACAGCAGCAGCAGCAUCAACAACAACAACAACAGCAGGGACCACCCGCUCUGGCGGCUGCAUCGCCCUCACCCGCCACGAACCCCAUCAUGGCCAUGACAUCCAUGAUGAACGCGACUGUUGGACCUGUCACCAGCAGCGGAGUGAUGUCCUCUCCUGCAACGCUGGUCGCGUUCAGCGCUGCCAGUGGAGGUAGUCAUCCGGCGACACCCACCAAGGAGACGCCGCUGAAGAUGUCCACCCCCACCGCCACCCUGGUGCCCAUUGGGUCCCCUCUAAACAGCAGCGCCACUAGCCAGGAUCACCAGCCAUCGUCCGUCAACACCACCCCCAGAUCCGCUGCAAACGCCAGUGCCAGUGCCAGUGCCACCGCGGAGGCAAGUAGCUCCACGAGUGACUCCUCCAGGGUGAAUGGAGAGGCCCCGGAGGCGUCUCAUAGCAGCAGCAGCACCACCACCACGCCCACGAAGGCCACCACCAGCACGCCCACCACAAGGCAGAGCAAUGUGGUGCUGCCCACGAGUAGCUGCAGCACCACCAGCAGCAGCACCACUAGCUCCUGCACAACCACCCACAGCGGAAAGGAUGAGGGCAAGGGCGGAGCGGCUACUGCCACCAGCAUCAGCAGCAGCAGCGCACCUUCAACGCCGACCACGACGACAGUCAGCAACGGGAUUGGGAUUGGGAUAGCCACCCUGGCCAGGGCAGGGAGCACCACUGUGACCACCACCACGACGACCAGCAGCAGCAGCACUGCGACGACUACACCCACAACUACAACUACAACGACAACGAGCAUCAGCAAUGGCAGCAGCAACGCGGGAGGGAAGGAUCUGCCGAAGGCCAUGAUCAAGCCCAAUGUGCUGACCCAUGUCAUCGACGGAUUCAUCAUCCAAGAGGCCAACGAGCCCUUCCCUGUUACGAGGCAGCGCUAUGCUGACAAGGACACGAGCGACGAGCCGCCAAAGAAAAAGGCUGCCAUGCAGGAGGAGGCGAAGCCAUGCGGCAUAGCCACCGCAACUGCGACGGACAUGGUGGCCUGCGAGCAGUGCGGCAAGCUGGAGCACAAGGCGAAGCUCAAGCGGAAGCGCUUCUGCUCCCCAGGCUGCGCCAGGCAGGCGAAGACUGGCGUCGCAGGAGUAGGAGUAGGAGAGAGCAAUGGAAUGGGAAUGGAAAUGGAAAUUGGAGGAAUUGUGGGAGUGGAUGCCAUGGCGCUGGUGGACAAACUGGACGAGGCCAUGGCCGAGGAGAAGAUGCAGAUGCAGACGGACGCACUGCAGGCGCUGCAGCCCGAACCGAUGUCCCUUGUGCCAUUGUCAAGCAACACGGAGGUGCCACUGGUGUCCCUUCCUGUCCUGCCAGUCAUGGCAGGCACCCCCGUUCCAGUGCCUCCCCUAGUUGCAGUCGCACUCGCAGUUCCCGCUUCCGUGGCGCUGCCUGCGACUCCGUCUCCGGGUGCCACACCACCAGCUGCAGCGGUGGCGCCCCAGCCACCAGUACCAGCAGCAGCAUCCUCCUCGAGCGCAGCGGGCGAGCGUUCGCCCAUCUGCAACUGGAGCGUGGACGAGGUGGCUGACUUCAUACGGAACCUGCCAGGCUGCCAGGACUAUGUGGACGACUUUGUCCAGCAGGAGAUCGACGGCCAGGCGCUGCUGCUGCUCAAGGAGAAUCACCUGGUGAAUGCCAUGGGGAUGAAGCUGGGCCCCGCCCUCAAGAUUGUGGCCAAGGUGGAGUCCAUGAAGGAGGUGGUCCCGGCGCCGGGCUCUGGCGAGGCCAAGGAGGCAACGGCCGCGGGAGGAGCUCAAUAAUACCAGCCUGAUGUUCCAGCCGAUGCCAUUGCCGAUGCAGAUGACGAGGACAUUCCCAUGCCCUCCUACUCGACAUCUCCGCCACCAUUCUCGCUUCUCCGUCUCCGGCUUACGUACGGAUCGAGGCAACAGAGGGAAUUGCCAGAGGGAACU
Messenger RNA from Drosophila obscura, 5220 nucleotides. Its product is annotated as polyhomeotic-proximal chromatin protein. Gene Ontology annotation, molecular function: zinc ion binding; protein binding. The record is from RefSeq and is a predicted model, not a curated record. The transcript is spliced from 8 exons. Gene Ontology annotation, cellular component: nucleus; PRC1 complex. NCBI's taxonomy places the organism in Eukaryota, Metazoa, Arthropoda, Insecta, Diptera, Drosophilidae. The coding region runs from base 76 to 5067 and encodes 1663 amino acids.